CAUUAUUCACUCAUUCACCGCUUCUCAAAAUCCCUCUCCUCCUCGUUUUCUCCGCUCGAACAAUGGCCGCGAUUCCAUCAUCUCACUCUUCCGAAACCGCCACCGACGGCCCUGUCCUCGGCCUGCUCAACAAGCGCAUUCGCGCGCUGCGCAAAAAGCUCAACCGCAUAUCGCAAAUGGAGGAAUCCCUCUCUCGCGGUAAAUCCCUCAACAAAGAGCAGCAGGAAGCCCUCCGUUCCAAGUCAUUCAUCGUGCCCCUUAUCGACGAGUUAGAGAGGUUCCGCCAGCCCCUCCUGCAGGCCGUUGAUCAGGAAAUUCAGAUCGCUCUGGCCGAGACUCAAUCAGAGGAAAAGAAGAGUGAUGAAAGUGGUGCUGUUGCCGAUCUGCUCAAAUUGGUGUAUUUUGGGAGCAUGUUUGAUGUCCGCACUCUGUCGAUGGCUAACGACAACUUUAUGAGGAGGACUCAUGAGAGGAACUGCUGCCUCUCGUAUGAUUACGUGACGGAUGAUGACGCUGCUGGCGAUCCCUUGAACGACUUUGAUUUGGAUUUGGUUGCGCUCUUGGGGGAUCUUCUCACCUCGCGACCACCGUAUUCCCGCCUGUCACACAAGGACUCGUUGAAAAUGUGUGUGGAGCGUGCAAAUCUGUGGCUUUCCAACUCAGACCACCCAAUUCAGCCUAAUUCCAGUGUCACUUACACUGGCUUGAGAGAGAAGCUAAACAAGAUUAUGGCUUCGGACUACUUCACAACAACCCCACAGAUAAUCGCUCCUAUUCAAGUGGCUGCAGCUGUGGGAAAUUUUACUUCUUUUCAGGAUCUGCUGCAUCGUUCUAUAAUUCCUCAUGCUGGUGUCAUUGGCCCUGUGGAAGGCUCAGCUUCAGGAUCUGAGCAAGAGGUCAUACAGCGAGGAAGAUGGUUCUAGCUCACCCUCAACACCUGCCCCAUUGCACUCUCGGAAAAUUGAAGUUUGUUGGGUGUUGAAGUUAUAAUUUGCAAGCAUUUUAGACCUGGAUCGUGCUUUCAGUUUUAAAGUUUUCUUCUUAUUUUGGUUGGACCUUUGAUGCUUUGUUUGACUUACAGACUCGAUCAGAACAAAUGUGGAAGCCUUCUAGCAAAGUUUGUUAGGAGGAAGCCGCAGAAUUGUAAUGACAAUGGCAUUUAUAAAGAUGAAUCCGACCUUGCUGGAGAAGUUUGUCAAGUUCUGGUUAUCUUUAAAUUCUUGAAAGCACAUUCAGGUCGGGUUAUUUUACAAGAAUAUCUGCUCAAUUUAUUCAGAAAGCAUCAGAGGUGGAAAGCACAUUAGGACUCCAUAUGCAGACUGAGCAGAGGAUAUGCAAACGGGCAUGGAGAGCAUCUCAUCAAGGGCAUACCGCAUACCAGCAUAUGCUGAAUUGGUAGAGGUAUGGAUCGCUGCUAUGAUUAUUGCUGUACUGACCGUCUUCAAGCUAGGCCGGCCCUCAGCGUGGCCUGAAUUGUGACCACCUUAGGUCCAGGUUCAGAAGUCCCCCCCAUAAAAGUAAGUAGUACUAUUAACUAUAGUACUAUAUUAUAUAUUGGGCAUAUGAUCUCUUUUUUUUUUGGCUAGGGCCGUAUAAUGUCUGAAAUGGGGUUGGUCCAAACAUCCUCACCUCUUAAUGUAGGGAGCUUAUGAUUUACAGUUUUGUUAGGAUAUUCUUAAUUAUUGUUGUGAACAUAUAUGAGAGAACAGAGAACUUAUCAACUACAUGUACAAAUUUUCCACAAACAUAUGUUGUGUGAUCUCCUCUGAAAUGGUAAGAUUAUGAUAUUUUUGUGGUGA
Salvia hispanica is the source of this 1799-nucleotide messenger RNA. Lineage: Eukaryota; Viridiplantae; Streptophyta; Magnoliopsida; Lamiales; Lamiaceae. The record is from RefSeq and is a predicted model, not a curated record.